AUGUCCAAGACCGCUCACUACAUCAAUGGACACCACGAGUCCGUCUUGCGCUCCCACACGUGGCGGACCGCGCAGAAUUCUGCCGGCUAUUUGCUGAGCUCGCUUAAGCCCGACAUGCACAUCCUCGACAUCGGCUGCGGACAUGGUACCAUCACGGUCGACUUCGCCGCUCUCGUCCCACAGGGCUCAGUGAUCGGCCUCGACAGCGUGGAUGGUGUUCUCGAACAGGCACGCGCGAACGCGUCUGCACGCGGCCUGCAGAACGUCAAGUUUGUCGUUGGAGAUGCGCUCAAAUUGGACUUCCCCGAUGACACUUUCGACGUCGUCCAUGCUCAUCAGGUUUUGCAGCAUGUCGGCGAUCCCGUGGGCAUGCUCCGCGAGAUGCGCCGCGUCACGAAGCAUGGCGGCAUUAUCGCGUCGCGGGAUUUAGACUUCGCAAAUCUAACAUUCUUCCCCGAGUCCGAGACCCUAGAGGGGCAUAAGGACCUGCAUAUACGCACGGCCCACGCCUUGGGAGGGGAGCCACUUGCUGGGCGUAGGCUUGUUUCAUGGGCCAUGAAGGCGGGGUUCGAGCGCUCUGCAAUCACAGCUAGUGCGAGUGCCUGGUGCUACAGCACUCCCGAGGAACGCGCUUGGUGGGGCGGCCUUUGGGCGGACCGCGUACUGAAGUCAUCCUUCGCCACCUACGCGCUGGAAGCCGGCUUCGCGACCCAAGAGGAGCUGGAGAAGAUAGCGCAAGCGUACCGCGAGUGGGCUGCCCACGAAGACGGGUGGUUUGGCAUGAUGCAUGGGGAGGUUCUUUGCCGCGUCUGAGCCUUAGGCGGCUGCAUGGACCACACGCGAACGAAACGCGAACUAGCAGUUUUUUGUUCCACGUUCGUCACCACGGAAGGAGAUGCGAGAGGUGAUCUGGUCAGACGGUGGGUGAGCAGUUCCCGAGGGGAGCGGGGACAUCUGGGCAGCAACGAUCAGAACGAAUUCUCGUUCCGACGUUUGGCAGUUCAACACUGCAGACCACAUGGGUUCAACCCCUUUGUGUCUCGCGCGCCCCCAUGUCCCCGCGAUUUGACGUCGCUGUUGUGCGUCCCUGUACUUUAUAUGUCGAAUGUACUGUAGGACAUAGCGAG
This is a messenger RNA of Laetiporus sulphureus 93-53, 1127 nucleotides long. RefSeq names its product S-adenosyl-L-methionine-dependent methyltransferase. Gene Ontology annotation, molecular function: sterol 24-C-methyltransferase activity. Gene Ontology annotation, cellular component: endoplasmic reticulum. The record is from RefSeq and is a predicted model, not a curated record. NCBI's taxonomy places the organism in Eukaryota, Fungi, Basidiomycota, Agaricomycetes, Polyporales, Laetiporaceae. Gene Ontology annotation, biological process: sterol biosynthetic process. The transcript is spliced from 2 exons. The coding region runs from base 1 to 813 and encodes 270 amino acids.